Molecule: messenger RNA, 1069 nt
Organism: Gekko japonicus
Lineage: Eukaryota; Metazoa; Chordata; Lepidosauria; Squamata; Gekkonidae
Gene: CUNH11orf65
Product: chromosome unknown open reading frame, human C11orf65
Exons: 7
Coding region: 1-792 (263 amino acids)
Source: RefSeq, a predicted model, not a curated record
AUGAGCAAACUAGGGAGAUUUUCAGAAUGUAAGAGUGAAGUGGAGUCUUUUGUGGAUUUCUACCGUUAUGAGGAAGAAAGAAGGGAAGUAGCAGCAAGCAUGAUUCAGCGAGCCUGGAAAAGAUGGCUGGAUAUCGGUGUGUUUGAGUACUAUAAAGAUCUAAUAGGCUUUAAGCGAUGUGGGGAGCCUUCACGUCUGAUGAGGUACAUUGAACCCAGAGAGGCAGAAUUCCUAGAUGCUGCAGCUGGGGUUCAUAUCAGAUUCAGACUAGGUGGGCCAAAGUUUCCUCCGUGCAUAUAUUACAAAGUAUUUACCCACAGACCUAUCGUGGAUAUGUGUGCUAACAGUCCUAAAGACUAUGCAACGCUUACAACCCUAAAGGGACAACGACGACGAGGAAAGUUCCAGGGAGACAACAGGGAGGACUUGUGUGGGUGGUACCAACGGGUAGAGAAUAACGGCUGGAGACUUCUUUCCCCCAGGUUUUGGAAGGCCCUGGACAGUAUAACUGCUGAAGAUAACAUCAGAGUAAAGGAAUUUCAUUACAGCAAGGUGCAGAAGAAACAAGAAAUACAGAAAAGGAGGAAAAGGAGAAAAAUAGAAUGGCUAAAAAAAAUGUACUAUGGAGAACGCCUGCAGGUUAAAACACUGGACCCAACUGAAACAUUCUUAAUCCAACGAGCAGCAGAAGGGUUAAUUGCCUGCCAGGGAAACGAAGGGCUAGAUAGCGUGAUGGAAUGGGAAGUGGAUGAAAUGUUAAAAUGGACAAAUGCACUCAACUAUGAAGAGUAACUUUUUUUUUUUAAGUGGUCUUUUCUCCUUCUCUAUCUUCACUAUUGUUGAAAAGGCUGUCCUGGUUUCUUUCAGAUUGUACUGAGAGCAAUACUUUCUCAUCCGUCUGUGUGGUUGAAAUCCAUUCUGGGAAAAGAAAACCUUAACACGUCUUUUUGCUUGUCGUGGUUCUGUUUCAUGGAGUGUACUUGUAUGCUGUUGUUGUCUAGGUACGUCAAACAAUGGAAAGCACUCGGGACGAGCAAACUUUCGGAAGACUUCACAGGUAUGGGACCCC